AUGAAGACAAUAAGCAAACAUACGACGAACCAAAUUGAAUUCAAAAUCUGGCAAUUUCUAGCGUUGAUCAUUGCUGCUAGUGCUUGUGUAAUUGCUCUCGGGCCGUUGACUCUUCAAUAUCGAUCAACGAAAUGCGAUGUUAUCUACAUCGAGAAAGUCGUUACGCCUCCAAAAUCGAAUACUUCUCAAACAACAUCCAAUUCUCAUCGAAGAUAUGUUCGUGAUAUCAAUCGACAAGAACAAUGCCCAGCAAUUCCACCCAUGUGUAGUGCCACGUCGACCGUACCAACAAUACCAACUGCUUCACCAGUGUCAACUACUAGAUCUACGCCAAGCACGCCUAAAGUAACACGUCCAGUGAUCACGACUUACCCAACAACACAACGAACAACAACACCAGAUCCAUGGGCAAACACCACUCGGCCAUAUUCAUCGUGGCGUUUACCACCAUUUGCAACACCUACCGACUAUACAUUGAAUAUCGCUUGUCCGGAUUGCUUUGCGCUUUUUUCUAACUUAACAUCGAUCACAUUCACCGGUCGAGUGACAAUCAGUAUCAAUCUAAGUCAACAAACAAAUUUCUUGGUUCUUCAUUCCAAAAAUUUGAAUAUUACCGAAGCGAAAUUAACAGGUGCCGGCUCUAACGCAGCAACAGUUACGUAUUUGUCAGACACGGAUAUGGUUUACUUGCUGUUCCCUGCACAAAUUCCAGUGGGUUCGAUUACUUUGGAAAUUACUUAUACGGGAAAAAUCAACGAACGAGAUCAAACCGGAUUCUAUCGCGAACUGUUCUGGAAAUCAGUUGGUGAAAUAAGCUAUUUAUUAGCUUCCAAUUUCCAUCCAAUUCAUGCUCGACAAGCUUUUCCAUGCUUCGAUGAACCGAGUAUGCAAGCAAGUUUCACCUUGACACUUGAGCAUCCCAAUACCACCGUUGCACUAUCGAAUCUUCCCACACAAGCAACUUCUGGGACGGUGACAACAUUUGCCAAAACAGAUCUGAUGAGUACUUAUUCCUUAGCCUGGGCUAUUCUGCCUAUUGAUGAAUUUCCAGUGGUCACGCAAAUGAUUCAAGGUGUUACAGUCAAUGUUCGUGUUCGGCCAGAAUUACUCGGCGCAUCCAAUGCAAACCUGGAUUGGACAUUCGAUGUCGUUAAUAAAACAUUUCAAUUCAUUCAAGAGUAUACAAAUGUGACAACCACGGACUUUAUAACUAAACUUGAUUUGAUUGGCGUACCCGAUUUGAUUCUUGAUGAAAAAGCUUCGGCAUCAUGGGGUUUAAUAACAUUCCGUGAAGAACUUCUCACCACAGAUGUGAGCUUGAAUUCGGCAGAACGACAACAAACAACCACGAAAAUUCUUGUUGAACAUCUUUUACAACCUUGGUUUUCAUCUGCAGAUUGGUGGGACAACAUUUGGUUUGGUAAAUCUCUCUCGAUAUUUCUCGCAUACAAAGCGAUCGAUGCAAAGUAUCCCGAUUUUCAAUUAAUGGACCAAUUUCCCAUUCGUGAAAUGAUGCCAUUGAUGAUGGAUGAUUUCAAACCAAGUACCUGGCCUGUUUCUGAGCAGAAUUUAACAAAUAAUGAGCAAAUUCUUGAUUAUUUAUCGACACAUAUCUAUAGCAAAGGUGCUUCACUUCUUCGUUUACUCGAACAUAUCUGCGAAGCUGAUGUGUUUCAAACAGCUGUUACGAGCCUUCUCUCUGUAUCAAGUGUGUCGGACAUUUUGCCAACAUUCUAUUCGAAUUUUAAUCUGAGUUCAACAGUAAAUACGAAUGUUACUGCUGAAGAAUUUCUUCGUUCUUGGUUGGAAGAACGAAAUUAUCCGAUUUUAACCGUCGACGUCAUUCCCAAUAAUGUCACAGAUAAAAACACGACUUUGAUUUUCCGUCAAGCACGAUAUUUUGGUUCAGCAGAAUUAGAUUCCGGUUCAUUGGAUAUCAACUAUAAAUGGAAAAUGUUUGUUGAAUGUGAUCUCGGUGGUUCGAAUGAAAAUGAUAAUUUCAAUUUAACAACUGAUGUGGAUAAAUCAAAAAUCAAAUUUAUCCUCGAAUCAUCAACAGAAGUCGUUCAAAUCUUAGACAAAGAAUAUCUCUGGAUUAAAUGUAAUAAAGAUUUCUAUUCAUACCAAGUUACUGAAUACGUCUUAGAGAACGAUGAUCCACACGGUAUUUGGCAACGUUUAGAAUUGUUGUUUAAAAAUGAUGAAAUCUUCUCUGGUAAUGAUCGUGCGAAUUUACUCAACGAUGCUUUUAUUCUUCCUCAUGGUGGUGAAAUUGUUACUUAUGAUCAAACGAUCAGUUUAGUUCGUUUUCUGUUUGACGAUCCAGCGGCAAAUUACUUACCUUGGUCAGUGUUUGUUUGGCAUUGGAAUUAUCUGAUGGGCGUGGAAGAACAUUCCUCAUUCUUCUGGAAUUUUAAAUUGUUUGCAACUCAUCAAACAUUAGCACCAUUCGGUAGUGAUAUCAACAACAUCGUUACUCUUGGAACAACACACCAAGACAAAUUGAUCAAGUCAAUGCUGUUCGAGUUACUCUGUCGUGUUCAAAAUCCAGAUGCAUUGUACAAAGCAUCCGAACUCUUUCACCGCAUUCCAGAAAGCUAUUUCAUGAAUUCUACUGGUGUUGUCAAUGUUGAUCCCAAUUUGCUCGCAACGGUCAUCUAUUAUCAUAUACAGAAUACCAACGAUGUGGAUGAUUGGGAUAACCUUUGGUAUUAUUUUACGGAAAAUGAAGCGACUACGAGCCAGCAACGAAGCACAAUCCUCCGAGCUCUUGGUGCUUCGAAAGAAACAUGGCGAUUGAAAAAGAUCUUGGAGCAAGGCUUUGAUACUAAAUCAAAUGUAAUUGAAACACAAGAGUUCUUUGAUUUAAUUAUCACCAUUAGUCAAAAUCCGGUUGGACGAGAUAUUGUUUGGAAUUUCUAUCGUCAUAAUUAUCGAGAUUUGCUGGCAACCUACGGUGAAACAAAUCGUUUAUUUAAUCAAUUGAUAACGAAUAUUGUACAAACAUUCGAGAAUGAAUACUAUUACUUUCAGAUGCAAAACUUUGUCAGCGAAUUUCCAAGUUCAUCGCAAUAUCAAAAACUAGCAAGUGAUCAAAUUAUAAUCAAUUUCCUCUGGUUGCUCGAUGGAAUGGCUGAGAGUCUUGACGGGGCCGUCUCAGCAGGUGAUCGAAUUGCCCGAAAAGACUAA
Messenger RNA from Adineta ricciae, 3189 nucleotides. The record is from the annotation of a GenBank genome assembly. NCBI's taxonomy places the organism in Eukaryota, Metazoa, Rotifera, Eurotatoria, Adinetida, Adinetidae.